Molecule: messenger RNA, 1110 nt
Organism: Thamnophis elegans (Western terrestrial garter snake)
Lineage: Eukaryota; Metazoa; Chordata; Lepidosauria; Squamata; Natricidae
Product: proto-oncogene Mas-like
Exons: 3
Coding region: 1-1110 (369 amino acids)
Biological process (GO): G protein-coupled receptor signaling pathway
Cellular component (GO): membrane
Molecular function (GO): G protein-coupled receptor activity
Source: RefSeq, a predicted model, not a curated record
AUGGAGCAAGAAUUUAAUAACUCAGAAGAUGAUGCUGAUGGACCUUGGAUUGGACACUGGUGGCCUGAAUACUCUCUUGGCAGGAUACCUGAGCCUGAAAUCAGUUGGAAUAUUCCUAAACCUGAUACGAGUGACCCUGAACUUGUCAGCACUUCUUUCAAUACAACAGAAAUUGUGGAAAUUGUUUCCAAUACUGCCAGAAUACCAGAAAUUUAUCCUUACCCAUAUGAGCAACUGCCCAACAAUUUAACACGAAACCUUUCUAAUGGUGUCAUUGUCAUUAUCUGCAUAUUAGGCCUGGUGGGAAAUGGAAGAACAAUUUACCUCCUAGCCCAUCGCAUUAAGAGGAAUCCUUUCACCACUUUCAUCCUGAAUCUCUCCAUUGCUGAUUUUGGGGUCGCUGUAUCCCUCAUUAUUUCAGCAAUCUUUGUGGCGGUGUUAUCUCUGGUUCAACGAUCAUACAUUAUCAGAACCUUUUUCUUCUUAUUUUUUGAGUUCUUUUUCUUCACCUAUUCUGCCAGCCAGUUUUUGCUGACGGCCAUCAGCCUGGACAGGUGUGUGGCUGUCCUUUUCCCUCUCUGGCAUCGCUGCCAUCGUCCACCACAUCUGUCUCCCCUUGUUUGUGGCCUCAUCUGGAUCCUCUCCUUCCUGCUCUCUGCAGUGCACUUCAUUCUGGAUCUGACCGAAAGCUUUGGAAGGUCACGUUUUCUUUAUCAGAUGAUUGUGAAUGGUUUACUUUGUACACCACUCAUGGUUGUAUCUACUGUGACCCUCUCGAUUCAUGUGAGGUCUAAAUCGCAACGCAAUCAAAGGAAACUUCUCACUACCAUCUUGCUGGCUCUCCUUUUCUUCCUCCUACUUUCCUUCCCAAUGAAUGUCUUUUAUGUCAUUGAAUAUUUUGGUUCCUAUAAUCCCAUCCUCAUGACUGUUGGGAUAGGUUGUACGGCUCUCAGCAGCAGUAUCAACCCACUCCUUUAUUUCUUAAUGGGAAGGACGAAGACGGGAAAGGAUAAGCCCAGAGCAUCAUUGAAGGUGGCUCUGCAAAGAGUCUUCAAGGAAGAGCAGGACAGUCCAGAAGACCCAAACACUAUGGAGGAAGACCAGUUGUGA